AUGGUCAAAUCCUAUGUCAAGUAUGAGCAGUCGCAGACCUUCGGCGCAAUAACAUCUGCUUCCUCGAAUGUAGUCUGGACAGCGGACGGCGCCUCUUCAUCCACGGGUGCAGGCCGCGCGUAUGUUGGCGCCGUCGAAGAGGUCUUGUGCUGGAAUGUGAAGAAGGGCGAGCUUCUGAGCAGGUGGCGCGACAGCAACUGCAGUGCGGAAGUAACCGCCAUCGCUCGAAGCCAGGCAGAUCCUGAUAUAUUCGCUGUUGGCUAUGCAGACGGGAGCAUAAGAGUGUGGGACUCGCGAAUCGCGACGGUCAUAAUCAGCUUCAACGGCCAUAAAUCUGCUGUCACCACUUUGGCCUUUGACAAAUCUGGAGUCCGCUUAGCAAGUGGCGCAAAAGAUACCGAUAUCGUCAUCUGGGACCUGAUAGCUGAGGUUGGCCUUUUCAAGCUCCGGGGUCAUAAGGACCAGAUCACGGCACUACAUUUUCUCCACCCCACGGCAGACGCGGAAAACGAAGAGGAAGGCGUAGACGGUGUCGCCGACGAUGAAAGUGGAGCUGUCUUUCUGCUGUCUACCGGCAAAGAUGCGCUGAUUAAAAUCUGGGAUGUGUCUUCUCAGCACUGCAUCGAGACGCACGUCGCGCAAACAAAUGGCGAAUGUUGGGCAAUGGGAGUCUCUCCAGAUGGCAGCGGAUGUAUAACGGCCGGCAACGAUGGCGAGCUCAAAGUCUGGGCACUAGACACCGCAGGACUCCGGAGGGCCGCAGACCGGAUUGCUGCAAGCGGCGAGCAACGCUACCUGCACGACCGAGGCGUCCUAUAUAGGCAGGGAAAAGAUCGAGCUGUAGGCGUCGCCUUCCAUCCCCGAGCCGACUAUGUUGCUGUACAUGGAUCAGAAAAGGCGGUGGAAAUAUUGAGGAUACGGACAGAAAGCGAGGUACAGAAGAGCUUACUGCGAAAACGUAAGAGGAGACGGGAAAAGGCUGCCGCGGCAGGAAACCAGAAUGGCGACCUCGAGAUGGCUGAUGGGGAAGAGAAGUCAGAAGGCGCCUCCAAAGCGGAGAUUGGCGAUGUCUUCGUGCCUUAUGUGAUUGUUCGAACGGGAGGCAAAGUCCGCUCGAUAGACUGGAUGGGCAGUAGAACCGGUAAAGCCUUACAGCUUCUGACGGCGACAAGUAACAACCUCCUUGAUGUCUACAACAUUCCGACCAAAGAACGAAUAAAGAAAGCGAAAACCGAUGAGGCGCCCGAAUAUGCGCGCACUUUCUCCGUCGACUUGCCCGGCCACAGGACAGACAUCCGAGCCAUUGCUUUAAGCUCAGACGACCGGAUGGUGGCGACCGCUUCGAGUGGUGCGCUGAAGAUUUGGAACGUGCGAACUCAGAGCUGUCUUCGGACGCUAGAGUGCGGCUAUGCUCUGUGUUGCUCAUUCCUGCCAGGCGACAAGAUCGUAGUAGUUGGUACGAAGAGCGGAGAACUCGAACUAUUCGACAUUGCAUCGUCCGCUCUGAUCGAUCGGGUACAGGCGCACGAGGGAGCAAUUUGGACGCUCCAAGUCCAUCCAGAAGGGCAGUCUGUCGUAACAGGAAGCGCCGACAAGUCGGCCAAAUUCUGGAAAUUCGACAUAGUCCAGGAAGAAAUACCGGGCACUAAACGAACCACCCCUCGCCUCAAGCUCAUCCAUACUCGUACCCUAAAAGUUAAUGACGACAUCCUAUCUCUCUGCUUUACUCCUGACUCCCGCCUCCUCGCCGUCUCCACGCUCGACAAUACCGUCAAGGUCUUCUUCACUGACAGCCUAAAACUCAAUCUCAACCUCUACGGCCACAAACUCCCCGUGCUCAACAUGUCCAUCUCCUCCGACAGCAAACUGAUCGCAACCUGCAGCGCCGACAAAAACAUCCGCCUCUGGGGUCUCGACUUCGGCGACUGCCACCGCGCCCUCUUCGCACAUCAAGACAGCAUCAUGCAAGUCUCCUUCAUCCCGCACCCGAUCUCCAAAGAAGACGCCCACCUCUUCUUCUCCGCCUCUAAAGACCGCCUCCUCAAGUCCUGGGACGGCGACAAAUUCGAACAAAUCCAAAAGCUCCCCGGCCACCACGGCGAAAUCUGGGCCCUCGCCGUGUCCCGCACAGGCGACUUCCUCGUCUCAGCCUCUCACGACAAAAGCAUCCGCAUCUGGGGGCAGACAGACGAGCCCAUCUUCCUCGAAGAAGAACGCGAGCGCGAGCUCGAGGAACUGUAUGAGUCGACCUUGACUACCUCCCUCGAAGCGGACGACCAACCCAUCGACGCCGAAGACGGCACCCGAGCUGAAGUAACCUCCGCCUCGCACCAAACCCUCGCAACCCUCACAGCCGGCGAGCGCCUUGCCGACGCCCUAGCCCUCGGCCUCACAGAUCUGGAAAGUGUGCGCGCGUGGCGCGUCCAGAAAGCCAGUAAUCCGAAACUCGCGCCCCCGGCACGGGACCCGCAGUUCCUGGCCCUCAACAACGUCGCCGCCGAGCGGUACGUCCUGGACGUGCUAGCCCGCAUCCCGGCGGCCGCGCUGCACGACGCGCUGCUCGUGCUGCCCUUCUCGGCGCUGCCGGCGCUGUUCGAGUUUGUUGAGGUCUGGGUCGCUAGGGGCUGGAACACGCCGCUGGUUUGUCGAGUUCUGUUUUUCGUGCUCAAGGUGCAUCAGCGGCAGAUUGUUGCAAGCAGGGAGUUGAAGGGGAAGGUGGAGGGGCUGAGGGGCGUGGUGAGGAGGAGGUUGGGAGCGGAGAAGGAGGUGCUGGGGUUUAAUCUUGCGGCUGUUGGGUUUGUGGGGGAGAGGGUUAGGGAGGGGCAGGUUGUUAGGUUGGAGGAUGUGGAGGUUGAGGAGGGGAAGGGAGGGAGGAAGAGGGCGUUUGUUGAUGUGGCGUAA
Messenger RNA from Coniosporium apollinis CBS 100218, 2901 nucleotides. RefSeq lists its product as uncharacterized. The transcript is spliced from 3 exons. Bases 1 to 2901 code for a protein of 966 amino acids. The record is from RefSeq and is a predicted model, not a curated record. NCBI's taxonomy places the organism in Eukaryota, Fungi, Ascomycota, Dothideomycetes. Gene Ontology annotation, biological process: maturation of SSU-rRNA. Gene Ontology annotation, cellular component: small-subunit processome; Pwp2p-containing subcomplex of 90S preribosome. Gene Ontology annotation, molecular function: snoRNA binding; protein binding.